Naegleria fowleri is the source of this 501-nucleotide messenger RNA. RefSeq lists its product as uncharacterized. The transcript has a single exon. The record is from RefSeq and is a predicted model, not a curated record. Bases 1 to 501 code for a protein of 166 amino acids. Lineage: Eukaryota; Heterolobosea; Eutetramitea; Acrasida; Naegleriidae.
AUGGGAAGCUCUUGUUCAUCUAGUAAGGCAGCACAUGUCGAAAGCAAUAGUGUUCCUGAGACGCCACGGGACCAACAAAACAAUAUCAACAACAACAACAAUACGGAAGGGGCUUCAUCCGAGCAGGUGGAAGCAAAACAGGACAAUUUACAAACGAAUUCUAAUGCAGCUACCGAUACUCAAAACAAUCAGACCACAGUAUCGGCAAUAGAGGCAAAAGAGCAACUCGAGGAUGUUAUCGAGGAGCUCGGUUUGCAGCAUCAAGAGACAACUGCAAACAAUAAUCAAACAAAAGAACCCGAAGAUGAGGAAUUAAAUCAACUUAUUGAGGAAGAGAUGAAAAAGAUGGAACAUGAUCAUCUUUUGAAAGAGCAAGCAGAAAAACAGGAGAAAGUGUUAGAUGAUAUCGAGAAAGAUUUUGGAACCCUGCCGAACAAGGAAGACAUCGAACAGGAUAGGGAUGUUGUUGAAGGAGAGUUAAAAACAGAGGAAUCCGUGUAA